Messenger RNA from Lutzomyia longipalpis, 1463 nucleotides. RefSeq lists its product as uncharacterized. The record is from RefSeq and is a predicted model, not a curated record. NCBI's taxonomy places the organism in Eukaryota, Metazoa, Arthropoda, Insecta, Diptera, Psychodidae. The coding region runs from base 318 to 1079 and encodes 253 amino acids. The transcript has 2 exons.
GGAGUGGUGUAGGUGGCUUAGGUGGGAAUGCAUCGGAUGCAAAAUUGCAUUCAAUUGCAACAAACUGUGGCAUCUGGGUAUAAAACAUGAAAUUACUAAUUGCAUCGUAUCAGUGUUCUUCAGUACUCAUUGUGUUUCACAUCAACUCCUAAAGUUGGCUCAGGGAGUUAGCUUUCGAAAAAAAAGACAUAGAUUAGCCAAAUCUUUUCAAUUACAGUGCAAUAUUUGGAAGAAGUCGUUUAGUUUCAUUUUAGAUUUUAAUAUUUAUUCUUAAAUUUCAAUUUGUUUUAAAACAAAUUUUUAAAAAAAAUUCCACAAUGUUCAGCAAGUGUCUAUUGGUUCUGUGCUCAGUCACAUUGGUGUUGGCCAGGAGUGCACCAACAUCAAAGAAUUCAGUGACGAUGGAGGAUAAAGCACGAUCACUGGUCGGCUCGUCGGUCUUCAAUGACCUACGAUACAUCUACAAAACAUACCAAGAGUGUUCUACCACGGACUUGACUGUGUGUCUCAAGAUCAAGUUGCUCACGUCACUGGAUCGCGCCAGUAGGUCUGUUGGAAAUGUGUCUAUUGGCGAUGAUAUCAAGCUGGUGAGACAGGAUAGUGUCCCAGUUGACGAGAGUUCCAUCAAGUCCACUGAGGAAAUUGAAGAGUCCUUGCCACGAUCGCUAGGUGACAAGCAAACUGCCCUCAACAAACUCAUCUUCUCCAAAAUCUUGGAUUUCUUCAACACUCACACACUUCAAGUGAAGUUCCCAGAAAGUGAAGACGUUGAGCGAUCAUUCGAAGGACGUGCUAAGCAGAAGAAGAACAGCUGGGUGAUGAUCCCCGUUAUCCUUGCUGGAAGUAUGGUACCCCUGGCCUAUGGUGCUCUUGCCCUCCUUGCUGGAAAAGCCCUCAUUGUCUCAAAACUCGCCCUGGUUCUCGCCUCCAUCAUUGGCAUCAAGAAACUCGUAUCCAGCAGUGCCGGCCAUCAUGAAGGAUCCCACGAAGUUGUUGUAUCCGGUGGACAUGGUUCCGGAUGGGGACGUACUUUUGAGUCACAUGACCAAGCGUACCAUGCUCAAAAGCCCAACCAGUAAGCCCUUAAUUUCCUUUCCCUCCCAUACCUCCAUAAAAGGUUCAUUGAGACCAUAAUGUUCAUUAAGUCCUUUUUUUCUGGAAAAACCAACGAGGCAUAAUCAACCAAAAAAAAACAUGAAAAAAACUUUAACUUUAAGAGGAAAUUAUACCAAAAUUUUAUAAAUUAGUUUACAGAGUAAAGAGAAAAAAAAAUAAGUAAAAAAAAGAAAACAUGUGAAUACCUUAAAAAACGAGAGUGAUUUUUGUAUAAGAAAAUUAUUUAUUUUGUAUUAUUUUUUGUAAUAUCGCAAAAAUGUGAAAAUUAACUUAUUUUUUUGUAUUGAAAGAAAUGAAAUUGCUGUAAUUAUUCUUCAUAAACCAAAUACAAGAGUAAUUGAAUUUAA